This is a messenger RNA of Serendipita indica DSM 11827, 1221 nucleotides long. Lineage: Eukaryota; Fungi; Basidiomycota; Agaricomycetes; Sebacinales; Serendipitaceae. The record is from the annotation of a GenBank genome assembly.
AUGUUACCACGAAUCAACGGAACAUACCAUGUCGCAACAAGUUUUUGGAGCAUUCCCUUUGCAAAGCGCGUCUUUGGGACCGCAAAAUUCAAAAGCUCGCAACUCCCGGUCUUUGCACUCGAAGAGGCCGGCGUGCAGGUCUUUUACCCAUGCGAAAAACCACAGUCCAGACGUGCUUUUGGGGUUGAAUGGCUGCACCGGGUACUCACGUUGGAUAUUCUACCCUAUCGUCUUUUGUUGAGCGCAAUCAUCAAGAUGCCACUAUUUCGGGACACACCUCUCAAAGCCCACCCUGACGGAGCCGAAUGGCCACUUGUCAUCUUCUCUCACGGACUUGCCGGGACUCGUACAACAUACAGCCAAAUAUGCAGUCGCAUUGCCGCUCAAGGAUACGUCGUACUAGCAAUAGAACAUCGUGAUGGAACAGGACCAUCCUCUAUUUACCCCAUCGACGGCAAAAGAGGGCCGCAUUACUACCUCAACGUGCAGAAUCUAGACUGGGAUGAGAAACUGAAAAAUCCAGAGACACCGAUGCCCUUACGCACUCAGCAACUUGACGUCCGCUACGUGGAGAUCUUGGAGGUUUUCAAAGCCUUCAAAGAAAUUGUCUCUGGAAAUGACUCCGUUGUGACCGUCUCUUCUAUCAUCUUUACGGGCCACUCCUUUGGAGGCUGCACAGGAUUUCAUAUUCUCACCCACUCCCCUCCAAAGGGCUACGACUGUCUGCCCAUCUCGAAAGCCAUUAUCCACGACCCGUGGAUGGAACCAUUUCCCGCCGACUUUGAACAACGGGUGGUGCGAGAGAAUCAAGCGUUCUCUAUCCCAGUGAUCGUCAUCAAUUCGGAAGAGUUCACUCUGUGGAAAUCGCAUUUUGUGCGUCAAGACACUUUACUCAAGCCCUGGGUUUCGCGCGCGGGUGAGAAUGCCGCGUUUGUCACGCUAGUCGGCUCAAGACAUAUGGCUUUCUCCGACUUUCCUCUCAUCACGCCGCUGAAUAAACAGAGGGCAAUCGCAUAUCACGACGACAUCCACGAGCUAUCUAUGGCCUUCUUGGAAGGCAGAAUACCAGCAUACCUCAAAUCCAUUCACAAGCGAGCAACCAUGACCAUGUCCGUCGAAAACCCAGACGACAAGAAGAGAAAGAAGAUAAAGGCCUCUCCCGAGACUAUAAUCAUCCAUCAUUCAUCACUACCAAACAAUGCAGCAGUCUCGAAACUUUGA